This is a messenger RNA of Oryza brachyantha (malo sina), 1166 nucleotides long. Its product is annotated as xyloglucan endotransglucosylase/hydrolase protein 31-like. Bases 32 to 961 code for a protein of 309 amino acids. The record is from RefSeq and is a predicted model, not a curated record. Gene Ontology annotation, molecular function: xyloglucan:xyloglucosyl transferase activity; hydrolase activity, hydrolyzing O-glycosyl compounds. Gene Ontology annotation, biological process: cell wall biogenesis; xyloglucan metabolic process. The transcript is spliced from 2 exons. Gene Ontology annotation, cellular component: cell wall; apoplast. NCBI's taxonomy places the organism in Eukaryota, Viridiplantae, Streptophyta, Magnoliopsida, Poales, Poaceae.
GGCAAGAACACUUAGCUAGGAACAGCUAGCGAUGGCCAUUCUUUGUGGGCGGCGGCAGCAGCGGGUGGUCGUGGCGGCGGCGGCGUUGAUGGCGGUGGCGAUGGCGGCGGCGCGAGCGCAGGAGGCGCCGUCGCCGGGGCUGUACCCGAGCAAGAUGUUCCGGUCGCGGGAGUUCGGGCGCGACUUCGCGAGCCUGUGGGGCGCGGAGCACCAGCAGCAGCAGGAGACGGGGCCGCGGGGGGUGACGGUGUGGCUGGACUCGAGGUCCGGCAGCGGGUUCAAGUCGCGGCGAGCCUACCGGAGCGGCUACUUCGGGGCGUGGGUGCGGCUGCAGCCCGGGUACACGGCCGGGGUGAUCACCGCCUUCUACCUGUCCAACGGCGAGGCCCACCCGGGGCGCCACGACGAGGUCGACAUGGAGUUCCUCGGCACCACGCCGGGGCGCCCCUACACGCUGCAGACCAACGUCUUCGCCCUCGGCUCCGGCGACCCUCCCCGCUCCCUCGGCCGCGAGAUCAAGUUCCACCUCUGGUUCGACCCCACCGCCGACUUCCACCACUACGCCAUCCUCUGGACUCCCGCCCACAUCAUCUUCUUCGUGGACGACGUGCCGAUCCGGCGGUACGGGCGGCGGGGCGGCGGCGAGGCGGCGGCGGCGGCGUUCCCGGUGCGGCCGAUGUGGGUGUACGGGUCGAUCUGGGACGCGUCGUCGUGGGCGACGGAGGACGGGAGGUACAGGGCGGACUACAGGUACGAGCCGUUCGUGGCGCGGUUCUCGGGGUUCCUCCUCCGCGGCUGCUCGCCGCACGCGCCGCGGGGCUGCGCCGCCCCCCUCGCCGGCGACCUCACCGCGCGCCAGCUCGCCGCCAUGCGCUGGGCGCAGCGCUUCCACAUGGUCUACCACUACUGCCUCGACCCCAAGAGGGAUCACUCCCUCACCCCGGAGUGCCGCCGCCACUAGAAAGCUACCCUACCCUACUCACUCACUCGACGACAAAGCUAUACUAGCUCGACGUCAUGCGUGCGUGCAUCUACGUCACCCUGUAAUAGCUACUAGCAAUGUUGUAUCUUGUCUACUAUUAGCUGCUUGUACUCUUGUUUUAAUAAUUUGUUUGUGAUCGAUCGAAUCAUUUCUUUCUUCUCGAGGUUUUUAUAUGUACUGUAUA